GAAGAUUCAGCAGUGAUUAAUUUGGUGUGACAGUCUGUUCACCGAAGGAACUUCUUGGCAUCAUUUAAGGUGAAAAUGGCAAAUUAUGAAGUGACCACAUACACUGGCACAUUGCUCUAUUCCAACACGUUCAACAACGUCUACAUUAAGCUGGUGGGGACAGACGGGGAGAGCCACCACACUUGGCUCAUAGACAUCACAGGGCCUUUAUCCUUCACCACUGGAGCUGAAUCCACUUUUUCUGUGUCCUGCUCUGAGUCCGUCGGGAAGCUGCUCAUGAUCGAGCUGAACAAAGAGCCUCCCCUAAUUUUCCCCGUAGACUCCUGGUUCCCUGCCAAGGUGAGAGUGAAAACCCCUGAGGGGCACACUUUCCACUUUCCCAUCUACCGCUGGAUCACUGACACCGAUGUUCACAUAUUCAGAGAGGGAAAAGCUCUACUGGUCUUUGAAGACACCCAUGCUCUUGGCAAGUAUGCUCGAGAAAAGGAGCUGAAGCAGCGAGAGGAGGACUAUCAAUGGGAGGUGUAUGCGGAUGGAAUUCCCCACUGCAUUAAGGCAGAAAACACUCAGUCUCUGCCUUUGGAGGUCCACUUCUCCUUCACCAAGAAAAUAGAGUUUGACUUCACAGCAGUUCAAGGCUUGAUUGACCUGAAACUGGAUGGACUGGCUGAUAACACAGAGAAGUGGACUGAUAUGCAGAGUAUCUAUGGGGUGUUCUGCUGCCACCACAACGACACAUCAGUCUAUGUCCAGAAACACUGGAAGGAGGAUGAAUUUUUCGCCUACCAGUUUCUGAAUGGUGUCAACCCCAUGUUGAUCAAACGUUGUUCAGUCCUCCCUGAGAACCUUCCUGUCAAAGACUACAUGAUCUUCCUCCAGGGUCCACAUAGGCUGGAUGAGGAACUGAAGAAUGGCAACAUCUACCUGUGUGACUACAAGCUCCUGGAUGGAGUGGAAACAAACACCAUUAAUGGGAAGAAGCAGUACUUGAUGGCUCCUCUGGUCCUGUUCCACAAAAGACCUGAUGACAAGCUGAUGCCAAUAGCUAUCCAGCUGAAGCAGACUCCAGGAGAAGACAACCCCAUCUUCUUCCCUACUGAUUCUGAAUAUGAUUGGCUGUUGGCCAAGAUUUUUGUGCGAAGUGCCGAUUUCAACUACCAUGAACUCAACGUGCACCUGCUGCGCACUCAUCUGUUGGCUGAAGUGUUUGCUGUGUCUCUGCUGCGCAACGUGCCCAUGGUGCACCCGCUGUACAAGCUCCUCAUCCCUCACACUCGCUACACCCUGCAGAUCAACCUCAUGGCUCGAAACCUGCUCAUCUCUAAGGAUGGUUCAUUCACACAUUAUGCAGCUUGUGGUGGAGAGGGCCAGUUCACCAUCCUGAAUAGAUCAAUGGCCUCAUUGACCUACAGCUCCCUCUGCAUACCAGACAACAUCGCUGAGCGUGGGCUAGAGUCUUUACCAGACUACUACUACAGGGAUGAUGGACUCAAGCUCUGGGAUAUCAUCCACAAGUUUGUGAAGGGAAUCCUGAACUACUAUUACAAGAGUGAUGCUGACGUCCAGAAAGACACUGAGCUGCAGAAGUGGAUUUCAGACAUUUUUGUCCAGGGUUUCCUCUCCAAUGAAGACACAGGAAUUCCUCAGAGCUUUACCACAGUGGGGGCAUUGGUCAAGUUUGUCACCAUGGUGAUCUUCACCUGCUCUGUGCAGCACUCUGCUGUGAAUUCUGGACAGUUUGACUUUGGUGCCUGGAUGCCCAACACUCCCAUCUCCAUGCAACUUCCUCCACCAACCACCAAAGGAAAAACUACAGAGGCCACCAUACUGGAGACGCUCCCUGAUGUCAACGUGACAGUUCAUGGGAUGGCCGUCCUUCAUCUUCUCAGCAAACAGUCCACUGACUUUGUCUCUCUUGGCCAGUACCCAGAGGAAGAGUUCUAUGAGAAGAUUCCCUGCAAGCUGAUAAAGGCUUUCCAAGGAGAUCUGGAGGUGCAAAGUGUGAUCAUCAAAAACAGAAACGAGAGUCUGGAUCUCCCGUACACGUACAUGAACCCAACUCUGGUGGAAAACAGUGUAGCUGUUUAAAGAGGAAGCUGACCUCAUCAGCUGGUUUCUCUCUGCAAUCCAAGUUAACUUUAUCCAAAGUGAAAAAGGGAAAUAAACAAUGCAUCUAAUCAUUGCUUGCUCACUUUUGAUUCACACACAGCUUUUAAAAGAUAGGUGGGCUUGGUUAUGGGUUUUCUUUUAAUUCACACACUACUUAGUCAAUGUCUUAAAUUUUCAUCUGUCACUGAUCACACAGGGCAUCCAAUCAAAAUAUUACUCAGGGAAAAAUAUGACUUUGCCUUAAAGCUAAAGAUGUAGACUGUGCCUUAUGACAUGCUAUUGUAAUGACUUAUAACUUUUGUAUCAAUGUCUCCUUUUAUGAUCUAUAUUUGGCGGUAAAAAGGGCAAUACAUAAAUGCAACAUUAAACUUUUAUAUGAACUGUCUGUUUGGUCUUCUAUGGAAACCAGUGGUAUUUGGAAGUGUUACAGUAUCUCAUUUCUAGGAGCAGAGGAGAUUCUUGUCAUGGAUGACUGAUGUUGCUACUUUGAUUUGUAAUGCAUCAGAGAUGUUUCCUUGUCUAAAUGGUCUGGAGCAUUUUUGUUCUCUGUAUAAUGGAAGAGAAAGUGAUCAUAUCACAUAAUUACAGUAAAGUGUGU
Cheilinus undulatus (humphead wrasse) is the source of this 2707-nucleotide messenger RNA. Its product is annotated as polyunsaturated fatty acid lipoxygenase ALOX15B-like. Gene Ontology annotation, biological process: lipid oxidation; linoleic acid metabolic process. Bases 76 to 2088 code for a protein of 670 amino acids. The transcript is spliced from 15 exons. Gene Ontology annotation, molecular function: oxidoreductase activity, acting on single donors with incorporation of molecular oxygen, incorporation of two atoms of oxygen; iron ion binding; protein binding. Lineage: Eukaryota; Metazoa; Chordata; Actinopteri; Labriformes; Labridae. The record is from RefSeq and is a predicted model, not a curated record.